ACUCGCCAAAUUUUCAAGUUAUUCGUGGCCUGUCUUUUGCCAGCGAAGGAAGGUGUUAGUGAUAAUCAAAAUGAAAUCUUUAGUUUUAGCGUUAGCCAGUUUGGUGGCAAUUUAUUCUGUUAAUUGUGAUGUUUACUUUGAGGAGAAGUUCCCUGAUGAUUCAUGGGAAUCGAAUUGGAUUUAUAGUGAACAUCCCGGUAAAGAGUUCGGAAAAUUCAAAUUGACAGCCGGCAAGUUCUUCAAUGACCCAGAGGAAGAUAAAGGUCUGCAAACCUCUGAGGAUGCGAGAUUUUACGCCCUAUCGCGUAAGUUCGAGCCCUUCUCCAACGAUGGCAAAAACCUGGUUGUUCAGUUCUCAGUCAAACAUGAGCAGGAUAUAGACUGCGGAGGCGGUUACUUAAAGGUCUUCGACUGCAACUUGGAGCAGAAGGACAUGCAUGGCGAGACUCCAUAUGAGAUUAUGUUUGGCCCUGACAUUUGUGGUCCUGGCACCAAAAAGGUUCAUGUAAUCUUCAGCUACAAAGGCAAAAAUCAUCUCAUUAAGAAAGACAUCCGUUGUAAAGAUGAUGUAUACACCCAUUUGUACACACUGAUUGUUAAGCCAGACAAUACCUACGAGGUGCUCAUCGACAAUGAGGUUGUUGAGAAAGGAGGACUAGAGGAGGACUGGGACUUCCUCCCACCUCAAAAGAUCAAGGACCCAGAAGCCAAGAAACCAGAAGACUGGGAUGACCGUAAAACAAUUCCAGACCCAGAAGACACAAAGCCCGAAGAUUGGGACAAACCAGAACAUAUUGCUGACCCCGAUGCCACUAAGCCCGAGGACUGGGACGAUGAGAUGGAUGGCGAAUGGGAGCCACCUAUGAUUGACAACCCAGACUACAAAGGUGUAUGGGCUCCUAAACAGAUUGAUAACCCCGCUUACAAAGGUCCAUGGGUUCACCCAGAAAUUGACAACCCUGAGUAUGUAGCUGAUGCAAACCUGUACAAACGCUCUGAGAUUUGCGCUGUUGGUCUUGACUUAUGGCAAGUUAAAUCUGGCACCAUCUUUGACAACAUCUUGAUCACUGAUGACAUUGAAGCAGCCAAGGAACGCGGAGAAGCUCUCAAGAAGACUUUAGAAGGAGAGAAGAAGAUGAAGAAUGAGCAGGAUGAGGCAGAAAGAGAGAAGGAGAAGGCAGAGAAACCUGAAGAUGAAGAUGAUGAGGAUCUCGAUGAUGAAGCGGGAGAUGCAGCGCCAGUGGAGGAACACGAUGAGCUGUAAACGUGUUAGUGUAUAUGCAAAGACAUUUGAAUACCAAAAGGUAUAUAAUAUAAGAACGCGCAGGGGUUAAUCGCAUUUAACCUGUUCCGGUUAUAUAAGUUAUCUAUAUGUGUGUCCAAUCCCGUCUUUACUAUAUUAUCAAUAGCACUGUGUGACUCGAAAUAUUCCAUUUUAUACUAAUCGGACGUAUUUGGCAGUAAGCGUCCAUAGUGAUGAUUUUUGUAUAUAAAGAAUGCGUUCAUUUUUGUUAUUUAUAUGCGGCACUGUGUGUCGAUGAAUGUGUGUUUGUGUUACAACAUCGGCCGUUCCUAUGUUGCCUGUGUUGUAAUAUAAAUUAGUGUGUUAUCAGUUUACAUUGUGAAAUGAGUCUGAUUAAAUUAAUAUAAUUUG
Vanessa atalanta (red admiral) is the source of this 1654-nucleotide messenger RNA. It is a transcript of the gene Crt, whose product is annotated as calreticulin. Gene Ontology annotation, molecular function: calcium ion binding. Gene Ontology annotation, biological process: protein folding. Lineage: Eukaryota; Metazoa; Arthropoda; Insecta; Lepidoptera; Nymphalidae. The record is from RefSeq and is a predicted model, not a curated record. The transcript has 7 exons. The coding region runs from base 71 to 1264 and encodes 397 amino acids. Gene Ontology annotation, cellular component: endoplasmic reticulum; endoplasmic reticulum membrane.